Temnothorax curvispinosus is the source of this 1736-nucleotide messenger RNA. It is a transcript of the gene Pngl, whose product is annotated as peptide-N(4)-(N-acetyl-beta-glucosaminyl)asparagine amidase. Gene Ontology annotation, biological process: protein deglycosylation; glycoprotein catabolic process; protein quality control for misfolded or incompletely synthesized proteins. Gene Ontology annotation, molecular function: peptide-N4-(N-acetyl-beta-glucosaminyl)asparagine amidase activity. NCBI's taxonomy places the organism in Eukaryota, Metazoa, Arthropoda, Insecta, Hymenoptera, Formicidae. The transcript has 7 exons. The coding region runs from base 153 to 1736 and encodes 527 amino acids. Gene Ontology annotation, cellular component: cytoplasm; nucleus; cytosol. The record is from RefSeq and is a predicted model, not a curated record.
CGCAGACUGACAGCCGUAAGCUCAUCUUGUAUCCCUAGCUACCAGCGACGCGCGAGGAGUCAGCAAAAAUGAUGACAGGCGGGCGUCCGACGGCGAUCGCGAACAGAUGAUCAGCGGCUGUUCGAACCAUCGAACGUGCGAGCCACGUCGACAUGGACGAGAACCUGGAGCGUUGCGUGAAGUCUCUGGAGGAGAAUGCGGAUGAUGUGCGUGACGAAGCUCGACGAGCACUGCUGAGUAUCUGCCGGAAUGUCCUGAGAUCGCCGAGCAAUUACAGGUCCCGCGAGCUGCGUCUCGACGACGAGGUCGUUGUUGAGAAACUUCUGCCGGCCAUCGGUGCCAUGGAGUGCCUGUUCGACGUCGGCUACGUGGAGGAUGGAGAACGCAUAUUCUUACCACGAAACGCGUCCCUCUCGAAGCUCCAGAGUCUAUCAAGACUGCUGUGCACCGCGACAGGGAGCAGUCCUAUAACCGACGACAUUGACAAGACGUCUACGGCGCAGAAGGCGUUCUUCGAUGGAAUCGUCGGACAUUUUCGUAGUGUUAUGUACUACGAGGAUCCAAAUCUGCAAAGAAAGGCCAAACAAGUCGUACCCAUUGUACAAUUAGAAAUCGCAACUAUGACGAAGAUAAGGGAUUUGCAAAAAUCUUUUAAGUCAGACAAUACAGCUGAAGCUACCUCAUCGCAAUUCGAGGCAGAAUUGAUAGCCAAGGAUUUAUUCCUGAUCGAGCUUCUACGCUGGUUUAAGCACGAAUUUUUUGAAUGGGUCAACAGCCCAACGUGCCCGACGUGCUCCACCGAAUGUACGUACGAAAAUGUGAUACAAUCUACGGAUCCUCGUUGCUCAAGGAUAGAAUUGCACAGAUGUCAAAAGUGCAAUAUAGUUGUCGAAUUUCCUCGUUAUACGCAUCCAGAGCCACUGCUGAGCCUGAGACGCGGUCGCUGCGGGGAAUGGGCGAAUGUCUUCACCCUUUUAUGCCGGUCCUUAGGCUAUGACGCGCGAUUUAUAUGCGAUGAGACGGAUCACGUCUGGACGGAAAUAUGGUCGGCGUCGAACAAGAGAUGGGUCCACGUAGACCCGUGCGAAAACGUCAUAGACAAGCCGUUGAUGUACGAAAGGGGAUGGCAAAAGAAGUUGACAUACAUAAUAGCCUAUUCCAAGGAUGAGGUGCAGGAUGUCACGUGGCGUUAUACGCGAGACCAGCAAGCCGUUAUGAAGAGGCGAAGAGCCUGCUCCGAACAGAGUUUAACACAUUUGCUCCAAUCGUUGACCCAUCAGCGGCAAAACUCCGCCGGUUACAGCCGUGCGCGUAAAGAGUACGUCGUCAAGCGGAAACUGCUGGAGCUUGCCGAUAUGCUGUACAUUCCAAAUUCGCGGAACAAGGAUUCUGACGAAGAAGCCUACGAGGGACGAACCUCGGGCUCUCUCAUGUGGAGACUGGCACGAGGCGAAGUCACGCAGGCCGAGGGAAAGAGUUACGUAUGGGACAUUUCCAAAUACGGGCAAACGUUCGAGCUGCGGUACAAUGUCGUUGAAGAUCUAUAUCACGUUGUACGCGACAACGCUGUUCUGGAACGAAAAUCUGGAUGGCUGGAAGGGAUGAACGCCACGGAGGGUGGGAUCUUCCGUAAAGUGGAGAACGACUGGAAGAUGGUUUACUUGGCGCGGUCGCCACAGGCGGAACGCGGACGUGUUAAGUGGACCUUCGAAAUCGCCAAUUCCGAAUCGCAUUGA